Molecule: messenger RNA, 805 nt
Organism: Exserohilum turcica Et28A
Lineage: Eukaryota; Fungi; Ascomycota; Dothideomycetes; Pleosporales; Pleosporaceae
Exons: 2
Coding region: 1-609 (202 amino acids)
Source: RefSeq, a predicted model, not a curated record
AUGAUGCGCCGCCUACUCGUCCCCUUGGUGCUAACCAUGCUCCUCUACGCCCUAACAGUCGCCGCCGUAGCCCCAGCCUCUGCGCUCGUCAUCGCGCUCGAGAGCCCUGACGACUACAUCAACAACGCGGCCCCCCUCCUCUUCACAGCCCCCACACGCAACCCCCCAAACGAAGCCCUCAUCGCCAUCGCCAACACGCCCACGCAAACCCUCACGAAAACCGCCCAAAUCAGGCAAACAUGGCUUCCGAGCGCCCCUAAAAACCCAAUCUUAAUUUUCCCCUUUCACCUCACCCUCACGCGGUCCUGCUCCGACAACGACGACGAAAACAGCAUCUCAGCACUCGUCCGCAACGGCGACUUCACCACCUCGGUCGUGCAUCUCAGCGCGGACACGAGCGCCAUGGUCGAGCACAGGAUACCCGGGUAUCCGUCAGCGUUUCGGGUUGGGCCGUUUGAUGCUGAGAAGGGGGGCGUGAGGUUUUUGUGGGAGAAUGCCGAGGGUGGGUGGAUCAAGGAAAUGGAUUGCUCAUUCAUACUCGGGUGGAAAAGCCAGUUUCGCGGCAAGGCUGUUGCUACUGCUGCUGCUGAUACCGGGGAGGCGGAUUAGGAACGAGGGUGGUGAGAUGCAGAGUGCGGAAAGGAAAGAAAGGAAAGGAAGGAAAGGAAGGAAAGGCGUGGUAGAGCUGGGUAGUCGGUGUGCGUGUGUCGCACAUGGCAAGAUGGACAUGGCUAUUGUCUUUGCCGCAAAGACUGAACUGAACGAUUGACUAUGCUGCUAUGGAAUGCGAUGAGCGGAGAAGAUG